UGCUUAACAGAAGCAGGCAAAGGAGCCUGAUGUCUUGGCGUGAGCUUCUUCCCCCUUCCCUGGUGAUCUUAGCUGGGCUGAUUGGGAUCCUGCUGCUUUGUGUCACCACUAAAGAUGUGCAGAACCCUCCCAGGUGCAAGUACGGCAUCGUGCUGGACGCUGGCCCAUCCCGCACUACCCUGUUCAUAUACCAGUGGUCAGCCAGCAAAGAGAACAAUACGGGGGUGAUCAGUGAACAUAGCUCCUGUGCUGUGCAAGGUCCUGGAAUCUCCAGCUACUCUGGAUCCCCGGGGGAAGCUGGGAACAGUUUAAAGCUGUGCCUCGGCCAGGCAAUGAAGGAAAUCCCUAAGGAACAGCAUGACCAAACCCCUGUCUAUUUGGGAGCGACUGCUGGCAUGAGGCUGCUGAAGUGA
Chrysemys picta bellii (western painted turtle) is the source of this 413-nucleotide messenger RNA. NCBI's taxonomy places the organism in Eukaryota, Metazoa, Chordata, Testudines, Emydidae. The record is from RefSeq and is a predicted model, not a curated record.